Ilyonectria robusta is the source of this 1035-nucleotide messenger RNA. RefSeq names its product putative carbonyl reductase. NCBI's taxonomy places the organism in Eukaryota, Fungi, Ascomycota, Sordariomycetes, Hypocreales, Nectriaceae. The record is from RefSeq and is a predicted model, not a curated record. The transcript is spliced from 8 exons. The coding region runs from base 1 to 1035 and encodes 344 amino acids.
AUGGAACCGUUCAGAAAGAAGUUCUCCGUUGAGAAAAUUCCCGAUCUAGCCGGCAAGGUCAUCAUAGUAACUGGUGGUGCCACGGGAAUUGGCAAGCAAACGGUAAUCCAGCUACUAAGGUGUAAUGCCAAAGUGUAUGUGGCGUCUCGAUCGAAAAGCAAGUUUGAGCAACUUUUAGACUCUCUCGCAACAACCGAUGUACAUAUGGUUACAGGCAUGAAGUUCCUUGAGAUUGACUUGUCAGAUAUGGGAAGUUGCAUCUCUGCGGCGAAGCGUUUCGCCGAGCUGGAGGACAGACUUGAUAUCCUCAUUGCAAAUGCUGCUCUGUCCGUCGUACCAGAAACAUUGUCAAAAGAUGGCAUUGAGAUACAGUUUGCGUAUCUCGGCCAUUUUGUGAUUGUUUACUCCCUUCUGAGCCUCAUUCAACACACUGCUCAAAUGUUUGGCGAAGCAAGGAUCGUCAUUGUCGCAUCGCACGCACAUGCUAUGUAUAAGCCAAUUUCAAAGGGUAAAAUCGAUUUUGAAAGUCUCGGAAUGGAAGGAUCCAAGACUAUAGAGAACUUUGCCGAAGUUCAAGCUAGCUUGCAGAGAUACGGCCGCUCAAAGCUUGCAAAUAUCUUAUUCGCUCGGUAUCUUUACAAGCACCUUCAAGCAACUGGUCACGCCAAUAUUCUCGUCAAUUGUCUCAAUCCAGGUACAAUCGGAACUGCUCCUGGCACUGACUCAGCAGCUCUUCCGCCAAUGUUUAGUUACAUAAGCUCAUCGAUUGUUCGAUGGACAAGUAUCCCACCAGAAGAUGGUGCUCUCACAACGCUUUUGUUGGCUACGGACCCUGAAAUCAAGUCAAAAGCAUUGAAUGGACGGUACUUCGAUGUUGGGCCGCUUGCUGGAAAGUUCUACUACGGUUACAGCUGGGACGCUACGGACUCGAAAUUAUCCGAUCUUGCAAAGGAUGAGCAACUCGCCGAGACGUUGUGGGAUUGGAGCUUAAGAACAUUAAGGACGAAGAAAGAAGGAUUCAACCAAACCUACUGA